Molecule: messenger RNA, 4387 nt
Organism: Carcharodon carcharias (great white shark)
Lineage: Eukaryota; Metazoa; Chordata; Chondrichthyes; Lamniformes; Lamnidae
Gene: lrfn5a
Product: leucine rich repeat and fibronectin type III domain containing 5a
Exons: 4
Coding region: 493-2817 (774 amino acids)
Molecular function (GO): protein binding
Source: RefSeq, a predicted model, not a curated record
CUGCAGAGACGUUUGCUCAGCUAAUAGAGCAGCUUGCUUGAUGCAGAGAAAAGCUGCUCUCGAUUCCUACUGUAUAUAUCAGGAUAGCCACAUCGGCGCUGAAUGGACGGUGGAAACAUAUCUCUGCUGUUCGCGGCGCCCUGGAAAAUGUGUAUCUUGAAGUUUAACUGUGAGGAUUUAUGUAAAUCUCUGAAGUGAAGGUGUUUUCUACAUACGGAUGGCAUUUUGCUCUUGUCUUUUGAUUUGGUUGCUUUAAGAAAUGGCCCUUUUGGAGCACAUCGCCAUAGAGAACAGUACACUGUGUAGAUUCGAGAGAUUUUAAUAGUGACUUGAAAUGGGAAAGCGAUGAUGAGUGAGAAGACACACUUACCCUGAUCCUUAGCUAACUGGGCAGGGCUGAUGUUCGACCUUAAAGGUGUUCAUGCUGCAUCGCAAGGGAAGAUCCACCGGCAGGUUUUUUAACUUGAGACAGGCUAGUUAACCUGAUUUACAAUGGAAAAACUGCUUUUUUAUCUGCUGUUAAUUGGUAUGACAGUGAAGGCCCAGGUCUGUCCCAAGCGUUGUAUCUGUCAGAAUCUGUCUCCAAACCUUGCAACUCUUUGUGCCAAAAAAGGACUUCUCUUUGUCCCAUCAAACAUUGACAGAAGGACAGUGGAGUUACGUUUAGGAGAUAAUUUCAUUACAAUCAUUAAAAGAAAAGACUUUGCUAACAUGACCAGCCUGGUUGACCUUACAUUGUCAAGGAAUACCAUAAAUUAUGUUGCACCACAAGCAUUUGCAGACCUGCGCAAUCUGCGGGCCUUACAUUUGAACAGCAACAGGCUAACCCAGAUCACAAAUGACAUAUUUAGUGGACUUUCAAACCUUCACCAUUUAGUAGUCAAUAACAAUCAACUAAUUGACAUUUCCUCCGAAGCUUUUAAUGAUAUUUUAUUGUCUCUUGAGGAGUUGGAUGUAUCCUAUAAUAAUUUAAAAUCUAUCCCCUGGGAAGCAGUUCAGAAGAUGGUCAACUUGCAUACAUUCAGCAUGGACCAUAACAUGAUUGAACAAAUUGAUGAGGGGACCUUCUCCCAUCUUCACAAGUUGACUCGAUUGGAUAUGACAUCCAAUAAAUUGCGGAAGCUGCCACCUGACCCUUUAUUUACUAGAGUUCAGAUACUAGCCAAUUCAGGACUCUUGAACCCACCAAGUUUUACAUUAAGUUUUGGAGGUAACCCCUUGCAUUGCAACUGUGAGUUACUCUGGCUGCGCCGUCUUUCAAGAGAUGAUGACCUGGAGACCUGUGCCUCACCUCCACAUCUAACGGGCCGAUACUUUUGGUCAAUUCCAGAAGAAGAAUUUAUCUGUGAUCAACCUCUGAUUACUCGCUAUACACAUGAACUCAGAGUUUUAGAAGGUCAACGUGCAACACUGAAGUGCAAAGCCAUUGGGGACCCAGACCCUUCUAUCCACUGGACCUCACCUGAAGGCAAGCUCAUUUCAAAUUCGUCGCGGACAGCUUUAUAUAAUAAUGGAACCUUAGACAUCCUCAUAACUACUGUCAAAGAUACAGGUACUUUCACCUGCAUUGCUUCAAAUGCUGCUGGAGAUACCACUGCAGUGGUGGAACUUCAUAUAAUCAAACUCCCGCAUUUAGUCAACAGUACAAAUCACAUUCAUGAGCCUGAUCCUGGCUCUUCAGACAUUUCUACAUCUACUAAGUCUGGUUCAAACACCAGUAAUAGUGUUAGUGACACUAAGACCAAACCAGAAAAGAGGGUGGCAGUUGCUGAAACCUCAUCGUCAUCUGCACUUAUUAAAUUUAAUUUGCAACAUAAUAUCCCUGGUAUUCGUAUGUUCCAGAUUCAGUAUAAUGGUUCUUAUGAUGACUCCCUUGUUUACAGAAUGAUUCCUUCCACAAGCAAAAGUUUCCUUGUUACUAACCUGGCUGCAGGAACACAAUAUGACUUAUGUGUCUUAGCAAUCUACGAUGACGGUAUCACCUCUCUCACAGCUACCAGGGUUGUUGGCUGCAUACAAUUUACCACACACCAGGAUUAUGUUCGCUGCCAUUUUAUGCCAUCUCAGUUUCUGGGAGGAACCAUGAUAAUUAUAAUCGGUGGAAUUAUUGUGGCCUCUGUCUUGGUCUUCAUUAUCAUACUAAUGAUUAGAUACAAGGUGUGCAACAAUAAUGACCCACACAAGAUGACUAAGGUCAGCAAUGUCUAUUCUCAGACAAAUGGAGCUCAUUUACAAAUGUGUAGUGGAAUAUUAGCCCACUCAAAUUCUAAAGUAAUCAUGGGGCAUGAAGACAACACACAAUAUCAUAAAGAUCCCAAACCACAACCAUCAGAUUCUGCCGUGAGCCAGGACUGUGCUACCACUACCUCCAUCGUGCCACCUGACUGGACUUCGGGUGUUACUGCAUCUCAAAAGCUGAAAAGAAAGGCUGGGCCAAAGUCAAGUGUCGAAAAACCAAUGGAAGCUUUCACCAAUGUCGAGUCAUCCAAAAAGAAAAGGGAAAAUACUGCAAUUAUACAGAAGCCCUCUUGUGCUCCAAUUUCUCUGAAAGAGACUCCCACUUUUAGACGAGCACAAUCAAAGUCCAUUAAAUAUCUUACUCUGCCAACAGAAACGAGCAGAGCUAAGAGGAGAUACUCACUCAAUGGAGAUUUAUCAGAGUAUCAUUGCUAUACUCAUUCACAAAAGAUUAGCAGCCUGUGGUCAAAAAGGAGCAUGUCAAUGAAUGGGAUGUUAUUACAGUUAGAAAACUCUGAUGCUGAUAGUGGGAAAGCCACUUUUUCAAGUUCUGAGUGGAUAAUGGAAAGCACUGUGUGACAUUUUAACUAUUUUAGUGAAGAAAUACUGCCUUGUAACAGUUUGGGAAUUCUAUGCUUGUCUUUCUGUUUGAUGGCAUUUCCAGCAAGGUGGUAAUGGAACUGGCUCAUGCACGCAAUUCUUCGAUAGAAAUCAACAGGCAGCACCGAAAGACAUGAAGGUAAAGCACGAUUUAGCACCAAUGCCUUAUCCUGCUUUAGGAUUGGCUUUCUGGUUCUGGAGUAUGGGGAUAAUUAAGUGAAAUUGUUUCACAGAAGCCUUUGACCAAGGAAAUAUGGUUUCCUGCAUCUUAAAAGAAAAAAAGCCUAUUUAUGGACUACUUAAUAAAUUGAUAUUUUUUAAAAAUUGAGCUGUAAUUUUCUUUUCAGUGACAAUGGUAAAUGCCUUUUGUUUUCAGGCAAAUGCUGUACAGAUAAAACAACUUUGUGUUGUUAUGUUGUGUACAAUAAAGAAUUAAAUAAGUAUACUCGGCCAGUGUUAGUACAAUGAAUAGCUGUUAUAUGUGCAAUUAGGCAGGGCCUGAAAAUUGUGGUUGCCCAGCCAAGACUGGUAGAGGUACUCCAUACUGCCAGCUAAGUAAUCUAAAAUGAUUGAACUUCCAUAAUAAAGGUGCCAGUCCUGUAUCAGAAAAAGUAAUGGUUGUGGUAAUGUAAUCUUCGCAUUUAAAUCAAGUAUUCAUAGUCUGACUACCACUCAAAGGAGCCAUUAAAUGAAAAUAUUGCCACUCAAAGGAGCUGCAUUAAGGCCUGCUACUGAAGUGCUUUCAACUGGUUCAAAUGAUAUUUUUGUGAAAAUAUCCUAACACAAGAAUACAUAAGGAAAAUGGUAUACACUAGGAUGUGCAAAGAAUCUGAAAAACUGAUUUAUUUAAUCUAAUACCAGGCCAAGCAUUAAAAUGGAAAGACAUUAUAUAAAAGCACAUUCCUAUACUGUGAUGUUUGAAGAACCCAACUGCUAAAAUCAUUAUUUACCUGGUAGAAAUGAACAAAUAGACAGCAUUUCAGAUUAAUUGGCUGGUGUGGUCUGAGCUAAAACCCAGCCAAACUCAGUCACAGUUUUGAGCCAUUUAACUAUUGGGAUAAAUUCAAUAGUGUUAUUGGAAAUUCUGUGCCAAGAUUUUUCUCAAGCGUGGGACUGUAUUUCUUGUCAAAGAAUGCGAUUAUCCAUUUUUCAAGAAAUCCAAAAUCUGAAGCAAGCUGAUAAAAUCCUGGCUGUGCCCCAGAUCACAUCUAACCAACCCAGUUAGUGAAGGUUUGACUUGUGUUGUGCUCACUCCUAUUAUCUGGUAAACAUUUUUAGACUCCUUUUAACAUAUGCAAUUUGUAAAAACAGUGAAGCACACAUUGCAUCAUGGCUUGACCUAACCUGAUGGAAAUACUUAAGACACUCAAUCCAUCCAAGGACUUUACAAGGAGUGUUUUCUGAAACCUAGCAGCAGAGUAACAAUGAAUCUGGUUUUAUUUUAUCAGGAAGGUUUACCCAGACCUGUCAAAUUCACUCAUUUCAAUAAAAAAAGUAUAACCUGUUUCUAUGUGUUUCGCUCUUUGAAAAUAAAGUUUAGAUAUUUAAA